AUGCCCGUAGGCGGUGGUAUUAUUGGAUGCUGCUCUGCAUAUUACCUCACCAGACACCCAUCCUAUGAUCCCACCCGCCACAAAAUCACGCUUAUCGAGGCCUCUGAAAUCGCGGGCGGGGCAUCAGGCAAGGCGGGUGGCAUGCUCGCGCAAUGGGCAUACCCGAGCAACAUUGUCGGCCUCAGCUACAAGCUCCACGCAGAAUUGGCCAAGGAGCACGAUGGAAUGAACCGAUGGGGUUACCGAGAGGUCAAUUGCGGACAGUUAGUCGUGAGAGGCCGAGCCCUGACCGAGAAAAGCGCAGACAAAGCCGAGGGAGGAAGCUCGGAAUCGCUUCAAAAGCGUAGCGCAGCCGCUAUUUCGAAGCUGAAAUCUACCAAGACCCCACAGGACCUAGACUGGAUUGAGCCCGAGCUUCUGCGAGCCUAUGAGAGCAUGAGUGGGCCAGGCGAAACCGCACAGGUGCAUCCGUAUCAGUUCACCACAUCGAUCGCGAAGCUUGCCCAGGAGAAGGGGGCAAACAUCCUUCUUGGACAGGUCACAGACAUCGCCCGCACAAAUGAUUCCGUUGAGUCUGUGACAUACACCGACAAAACCUCCGGGGAGCCUCAGACAAUAGCCGCUACUGACGUACUUGUUGCUGCUGGUCCUUGGACAAACACGAUUCUUCCAGAGGUUCCGAUCUCAGCUAUGCGGGCCCAUAGUGUGGUCAUUCAGCCCAAACAACCUGUCAGCCCGUAUUGUCUGUUCACCAACAUCGAAAUCCCAGCGAACUUUAAUCCAGGGAAGAAAUCUCGACCCACCGUGGCUGCCCCAGAGAUCUAUGCCCGUCCAGAUGCAACCGUCUAUGCAUGCGGCGACGGAGACAGAACAGUGCCAUUGCCAAAGACUUCUGCGGAUGUUGAGGUUGACCAGGAGCGCUGCCAAGAGAUCAUUGAACAGGUCGGAAGUAUCUCUGAUGAGCUGCGUGAUGGCGAGAUCCGUGCACGCCAGGCCUGUUACCUCCCAAAUUGUGAUUCUGGUGGUGGACCACUCGUUGGUUUGACUGGGGUCAAGGGACUCUACCUUGCAGCUGGACACACCUGCUGGGGCAUUCAAAACGCUCCUGGCACAGGUAAGCUCAUGAGUGAGUUUAUCUUCGAUGGUAGCGCGAAGAGUGCAAAGAUUGGAUCAUUGGACCCCCGUGACUAUAUGUGA
Molecule: messenger RNA, 1197 nt
Organism: Penicillium olsonii
Lineage: Eukaryota; Fungi; Ascomycota; Eurotiomycetes; Eurotiales; Aspergillaceae
Source: the annotation of a GenBank genome assembly